Messenger RNA from Ostertagia ostertagi, 924 nucleotides. The record is from the annotation of a GenBank genome assembly. NCBI's taxonomy places the organism in Eukaryota, Metazoa, Nematoda, Chromadorea, Rhabditida, Trichostrongylidae.
AUGGCUCCAUCCUCCCGUGAGAGUUUAGUGCCAGUGGAUCGAGAUGGGAAAGAAAGUCUAAGUGACUCCUCAUUCGCUUUACAUUAUGGUGACAUGACCGACUCAUCUUGUCUAAUUAAACUUAUUUCUAAAAUUCAACCUACAGAAGUCUAUCACCUUGCUGCACAAUCUCACGUAAAGGUAUCGUUUGAUUUACCUGAAUAUACAGCUGAAGUGGAUGCAGUUGGAACCUUGAGAUUGCUUGACGCUAUCCAUGCAUGUGGAUUGACUGAGAAGGUUCGCUUUUACCAAGCAUCAACCUCGGAGCUGUAUGGCAAAGUUCAGGAAACCCCACAAAAGGAGACCACACCGUUCUACCCCCGUUCACCAUAUGCUGUCGCUAAGAUGUAUGCUUACUGGAUCGUCAUUAAUUACCGAGAAGCUUACAACAUGUUUGCCUGUAAUGGUAUUCUUUUCAAUCACGAGAGUCCAAGAAGAGGUGAAACAUUUGUCACUCGCAAAAUCACUCGGUCAGUUGCCAAGAUCAGCUUGGGCCAGCAGACCUGCGUUGAACUUGGGAAUCUAGACUCUCUUCGUGACUGGGGACAUGCUAAAGAAUAUGUUGAGCCUGACGACUUCGUUAUUGCCACCGGAAAACAAACCACAGUGAGGGAGUUCUGCAACCUAGCAUUCAAGGAAAUCGGGAUGGAGUUGAAAUGGGAAGGCGAAGGCGUCGACGAAGUUGGGAAGGAAAAGGGGACCGAUAUUGUGCGUGUUAAAGUCAAUCCUAAGUACUAUCGCCCUACAGAAGUGGAAACCUUGCUCGGCGAUGCUUCUAAAGCAAAGAAAGUGCUCGGAUGGGAGGCUAAAAUCUCAGUAGAGGAACUCGCCAAAGAAAUGGUUGCCUCUGAUGUGGCCCUGAUGACUGCGAAUCCUAUGGCCUAG